Rhagoletis zephyria (snowberry fruit fly) is the source of this 2050-nucleotide messenger RNA. RefSeq names its product anosmin-1 Kallmann syndrome 1 (gene Kal1). Gene Ontology annotation, molecular function: peptidase inhibitor activity; protein binding. NCBI's taxonomy places the organism in Eukaryota, Metazoa, Arthropoda, Insecta, Diptera, Tephritidae. The record is from RefSeq and is a predicted model, not a curated record. Gene Ontology annotation, cellular component: cell surface; extracellular region. Gene Ontology annotation, biological process: neuron differentiation.
AGUACCAACAGAGCUACUACCAGACAGCCUAGCACUUGGUCCGAAUUUUAGUAUUACUUCACCGGCGUUGCGUGUCUGUUUGUCCGCGGGCGCAUUUCGAGAUCGGUUGGUUGGUCGGUCGGUCAUUAAAAAGUAUUGCGUAUUUAUAGCAAAUGUGCAAGAAGUAUUUAUGCAGUUUUAUAAGUGUCCACAUAUACAUGCAUACAUGUGCGUAAAUGCAAUAAUUAGCUUAGUACGCUUUUAGUAAACUUUGUCAUCAAAUGGAUUUCUUGUCUGAUUUUAUGUUUUAAGCACCAGUUGACACUUUCCAAAAAAAAAAUGAUUUUUCCGUCCGCUCAAUUUAAACUGUGUCCAUCACUUUGCGUCAUAUUCUUCCUACUACAAGUAUUCCAAAAUAUUCUCCACAUUGCUGGCAAGGAGUACGCCCAUGCCUCACAUUACAAUACAGCAGUUCACCAACACUGCUCUACUAUAGAUGUUAAGGAUAAAAUUUUGGAACUACAAUGCCAUGCGAAGUGCGCCGCAGAUGGUGUAAGUCCUGUUUCAGAGGAUUCGGAAGCAUGUUUCCAGCAAUGUCAAUCAACCAUCUAUCGUGAACCGCGGCGAGGCACCUGUCCGAACAAGCAAAUUUUCUCAAUGCAAGAGAUCUCACCAAUGCAGCGGCUCUCCUGCCUCGGCAGUUGCAUGUACGACGCUGACUGUCCAGUGGUGCAAAAAUGCUGCGACAUUGGCUGCGGACCCGCCUGUGUGGAUGCGAUUGGUGUGCGCGAGGACGUUCUGCUGCCGCCAAUACCGAGAAUUCUGAGAUAUAAAUUAGCGCGUGGAAAUAAGGUAGAACUAACCAUUGAAUCGUCGGCCAACUCCACCUACUACUGCCACGUGGAAGUGCGUUACCACUUCGGUGUCUCCUUCGCACCGCGAAAGCUUAGUGCGUGGCAAUGUCAAUUGGUGGAGAAGAUUGCUGAGGUUUCGGAUGCGCGCAGUAAAAGAAUUGAUAUUUCGUUCAAUCUGAAGCCUGGUCAUUGGUAUCAAGCGCGUGUGGCCGCAAUAAAUGCGUAUGGCUUUCGUGGCUAUUCUGAGCCAUCUGAAGAAUUCCGCUUAACACAUCAUCCCAAACCACCGAAAUCACCUGCGGAUCUCCAAGUGGUCUCGGCGGUUUUUGAUGGUCGACACUAUAAGCUGAAAAUCGUUUGGUGUCCCUCGAAGUCAAAUUUGCCCAUUGAGAAGUAUAAGGUCAUAUGGUCACUUUAUGUAAGGAAUAAGGACGAGUCAGUCAUCACAAACGAGGCCUACGUGAAGGACACACACCAUUUCGAUAUCGCCGAACUUUUGCCCGACUCCAGUUACUAUAUCCAAGUGCAGUCGAUGUCCAUCAAUGGCAGUCGUCGCUUAAAAUCAGACAAGUGUUCAAUACUUUAUAAUACAACUCAACCGGUGGCACCAUAUAAGUCCCUGAAAUGCUCGCAUCAAAAUCACGAACACGCUCAGCAAAAUAGUGGAAGCUACAUUACCGAGAUCAAUGAGCAAAAUGUACGCUCAUUGCACGAAGUUACUAUGCCAACGAUGCGGGCAACUUCACCAGCUACGUUGGCGAGCUAUGAAGUACGUUAUCGGCUCAAUCGCAAGUUUGGCAUGAUUGUGCAAAUAACGGGACUUCUACCCUAUAAAGAGAAGGUCUACGAACUCUGUCCGAAAGAAAGUAAUUGUGAGCAUCGAGAAUACAGCGCUAUUCGUGUUAGGCAAGAUUCCGUAGAAUUCAGCAAACUUAAAUUCAACACUACCUACGUACUAAAGGCUUACAGACCCAACACCUUGAGCGCCGGAGCAGCCACUACGAUGAAUGAAACUUUCUUAUUUACAACGCCUAAAUGUGAAAACUUUAAGAAACGAUUUCCGAAAAUGCAGUUAAAAUGCUAACUUGGUAGAUAUUUAAUAGUGGUUAAAUCGAACUUACGAAUAACUCCCAAAUUCAUAGAUCGACAGUAUGUAAUCAAUUAACUUCAAUAUCCAUCUAUUUGAUAAUAAAUUAUUUACUGUAAAUAAAAAUAAA